Molecule: messenger RNA, 528 nt
Organism: Pogona vitticeps (central bearded dragon)
Lineage: Eukaryota; Metazoa; Chordata; Lepidosauria; Squamata; Agamidae
Gene: FGF3
Product: fibroblast growth factor 3
Molecular function (GO): growth factor activity
Source: RefSeq, a predicted model, not a curated record
CGCCGAAAGCUCUAUUGCGCCACGAAGUAUCACCUCCAGAUCCACGCCAACGGCAAAAUCAACGGCACCUUGGAGAAGAACAGCGUCUUCAGUAUUCUAGAGAUAACAGCAGUUGACGUUGGGAUUGUGGCCAUCAAAGGCUGCUUCUCUGGCAGGUACCUGGCCAUGAACAAAAGAGGCAGACUUUAUGCUUCAGAAACCUACAAUGCGGAGUGUGAGUUUGUGGAAAGGAUCCAUGAGCUGGGCUACAAUACUUAUGCAUCUCGCUUGUACCGGACAGUGCCCAAUGGAGCGAGCAGCAAGCGCAAAGCUAGUGCUGAGAGACUUUGGUAUGUCUCUAUCAAUGGCAAAGGACGACCUAGAAGAAGCUUCAAAACCCGCAGGACCCAGAAAUCUUCUCUUUUUUUGCCUCGGGUGUUGGAUAACAAAGACCAUGAUAUGGUCCGACUGUUCCAUACAAACGCUAAGUAUAGGGAGAGUCUGCUAAAACGUCCAAGUAAGAACCAGAGAAGAAGGAGAGGACACUAG